UACGUUGGGACGAUGUCGAAAUCAAUAACGCAUUUGGUGUGUUGGAAGUUUGAAGGAAAGAAAUAUGAUAUUGCCCGAAAGCUUAGAAUACAUAUAGUCAACCACCGUUGGAUUGAAGACUGUAUAAAGGAAGGAAGGCGUGUCCCAGAAGAUUCUUAUAUCUUGCAAAGUGGAUAUGAAGUAGGGCCAUUGUUAAUAGAAGUUCCAUUCACUGUCCAAGCAAGUAGCUUGUCCAAGAAUAAAGUGGUCAGUGGCAGGUUCUGUGAUAUUGGGCCUGAAAGGCAAAAUACUGACUUCAGUGCUGGGGUUUGUGAAAUUUCUGUUUUGGAAGAUUCUUGUUUAUUGAAAAAGCAUGAGGAGUCAAGUUCAUAUUCAUCUAGACUGUCAAGGAAAGGUAAACGAAAUAGUGGCAAUGAAGUUAAAGAGGAGUCAAGUUCAUAUUCACCUAGACUGUCAAGGAAAGGUAAAAGAAAUACUGGCAAUGAAGUUAAUGAGGAGUCAAGUUCAUAUUCAUCUAGACUGUCAAGGAAAGGUAAAAGAAAUAGUGGCAAUGAAAUUAGUACUGCGGCUAGACGUUCCCGUAAAGAAAGAAGGGUUGUGAAAUAUGAUGAUGAAGGGGUUUUGGACCCUAUAAUUUUGGAUUUAAGCACAGAUGAUGAGCUCUCCAGAAUGGAUAGGCUACAUACUGAAGCUGCAGCUACCUCUACCCUUCCUGGCCGGGUCAAUGUUGACAACAUUCAAGAAAACAGUGAAGGACUUGAUGCUGGAUUAUGCCGUCAAAGUAGAACUAUCGAUAGAAGUUCAGAUGGCAUUGAGCAGACCAGAAGUUCAACUUUGUCUAUAGAAGAUCCCUUUCCUGUGACACAAACAUCAGUAGAUUUAUGUUCCAGUGCUGCUGAAAAGUUCAACGAUGGUGAUCCAGUAGAUAACUCUGAUGACUUACCUACUUCAAAUGAGUUGUCAUGUGUUAUAUGUUUCACAGAUUUCAGCUCAACAAGGGGGAUUUUAGCGUGUGGACAUCGAUUUUGUUUUAAGUGCAUCCAGGAUUGGGUCGAUCGCAGAAUUGCAAUGGGGAAAAUUUCAAACUGUCCUUUGUGCAAGGCAAGUAUUACAAUGAUCAAGAAAGUUGAGCAUGCAGCCACCACUGAUCAAAAAGUAUACUCCCAGUCAAUUCCAUGUGACUACACAAGCUCAGAUAUUUUUAUCCCCAUGGAACAAGAAUUUCCACACAAUAACUUAGAGGCAGGUGCUUGUGUAAUUUGCCGUGGGCGAGAACCUGAGGAUCUACUUGAGAAUUGUGAUGUUUGUCGAACUCGAAGAAUUCAUUCCUAUUGCAUGGACCCUCCUUUACGUCCUUGGACAUGCAGUUCCUGCAAGGAACUUCGAAUGCUUUAUCGUAACCACUCAUAUUAGUAAAGCAAGUUUGUAUCGAUUAUUGCAACUCAUGGAACACCCAAGCGUCUGUAGUUAAAUGCUGUUAUAAGAACAUAGCAUGUAUGAAAUGAAUUGUGAUUGUGGGGAUAAAUUUAGGUGAAUGUUCAUCCGCGUCUAUUAUUUGUUGAAAAGAUGUAAAAAAAAAAAAAAAACACUAUCAAAACAUGCUAUCGGCAGUGUAUGUAACUAAAUUUUUCACUUCCGAAACUUCCUUCCGGUAAA
This is a messenger RNA of Cicer arietinum (chickpea), 1656 nucleotides long. RefSeq lists its product as uncharacterized. Gene Ontology annotation, molecular function: metal ion binding. NCBI's taxonomy places the organism in Eukaryota, Viridiplantae, Streptophyta, Magnoliopsida, Fabales, Fabaceae. The record is from RefSeq and is a predicted model, not a curated record.